AUGUUACAUCAGCUGAUGAUCCAGCAUCCAACCCUCUUCAGUCCCUUAAAGGGCUUCAUCUGCCGCCCCCACUCCUCCACCUCAGCCGUUGGUCGGUUGAGCCCCAGACAUGCUCAGGUCUUAGCAGGCCGCCCGUCUCGUCUCUGGAUCCAGGCCUGUCUGUAUAGCCCUCCGAUGGCCUUAACCGAGGAGAGAGGAAGCAGCGCAGAGAACGAGAAACACAAAAGGCAGAUGGAAGAAGAGGAAUGGAUGGAAACAGUGCAGAAGCUUGAUAGGACGGCUACAAAGAUGGAGCUUCCUCUCUGGUUGUGCAAAGGUCUGUAUGAGAGGAAGAGGAAGGUGCUGUCUGUGGAGCUUCCCAAGGUGUACAGAGAGGGUUGGAGGACCGUCUUCACGGCUGACCCCAAUGUGGUCGACCUGCAUAAAAUGGGGCCCUACUACUACGGUUUGGGAUCCCAGAUGCUGCACUUCGACAGGCCAGAGAAUCCAGACAUUGCAAAGGCACUGUUGCAGACGUUCGUCGGCCGGUUCAGACGAACCAUGGACUCCUCCCAGAACGCCUACAACGAGGACACUUCUGCGCUGGUGGAGCGUCUGGACAGCCUGGAGAAAGUUCUGUUCAGGUCCGGUCAGAACGGCCUGAACAGCUUUCAAAGCUGGGAGAAGGGUCGGGCCUCGCAGCUCACCGCCUCCAGUCUGGUUCUCAACUACCGCAAGAGGAAGCUGUCCGAUGUUCAGACCUGAACUCAAACGGCUUUAUUACGUCAGAACUCGAGCAGGAACAGACUCUGAUGAGCACCGUGAUUUAUUCUUAAUAUUUAUUUCCAUUCAGCAGCUCUACGGACACGUAUCAGUAAAGAUUUCACAGCUUUACAA
Nematolebias whitei (Rio pearlfish) is the source of this 876-nucleotide messenger RNA. It is a transcript of the gene gins3, whose product is annotated as GINS complex subunit 3. NCBI's taxonomy places the organism in Eukaryota, Metazoa, Chordata, Actinopteri, Cyprinodontiformes, Rivulidae. The record is from RefSeq and is a predicted model, not a curated record. Bases 1 to 744 code for a protein of 247 amino acids. Gene Ontology annotation, cellular component: GINS complex. Gene Ontology annotation, biological process: mitotic DNA replication initiation. The transcript has 3 exons.